CUCGGACCACGUGAUCUCAUUGCAUCAGACAGCGCAAGCGCAGUGACAGGAACACCCAUGUGGUGGUGUUUGCUAGGCAAGUUGACGUCUUUCUGCUUCAUUGAAAGAUAUGGCCACCCUCUACGUGUCUCCUCAUCCUGAUCAUUUCAGGAGUCUUCUGGCUCUCAUAGCUGCAGAGUUUUCUCCUUCAUCCCGUCCACAGAUCAUCACAGAGGACCCACCUUCCUCCCUGAAUGUCCACUCAAGACCAGCCCUUAGACUCGGUACUGGUGUGAGCGACUCUGUCCUGUGUGGCGGGUCUGCCGUGGCCUGGUACCUGGCUUCUCAGGGGAAGAGGGCAGGUGUCGAUCUGAAGCAGCAGAGCCAGGUGUGGCAGUGGCUCAGCUUUGCAGAAAAUGAGCUCACCCCAUUGUCUUGUGCUGUAGCAUUCCCUUUGAUGGGAGUCACGGGAGUCGAUAAAAAGAUUCAGCAGAACUCCCGGGCAGAGCUGAUGGGUAUUCUAAACGUUCUUGAUCAGGCGCUUGCACCUAGAACCUUCUUGGUGGGAGAAAGCAUCACUCUUGCAGAUAUGGCUGUAGCUACAGCUGUUCUCCUGCCUUUUAAAUAUGCUUUGGAGCCCUCAGACAGGAAGUUGAUAAUCAAUGUAACCAGAUGGUUCACAACCUGCAUUAAUCAGCCCCAGUUCCUGGCGGUGCUUGGGGAGAUACCUCUGUGCGAAAGGGCUGUGUCUGUAACGCCAAACACCAAUGCUGCUGCAAAAGCCAAAAAUGCACAGACUACUCCAGGUGUGGACUCAGCUGCUGCUGCUGCUGCUGUUGUUGCUGCUGCUACUAAUGGCCCACCAAAGACGGAGGCGCAGCUAAAAAAGGAGGCAAAGAAGAGAGAAAAGCUUGAAAAGUUUCAACAGAAGAAAGAAAUGGAGGCAAAGAAAAAGACACAACCAGCAGCAGAGAAAAAAGUUAAACCAGAAAAGAAAGAGCUUGGAGUGAUAACAUACAACAUCCCAACCCCUGCUGGAGAAAAAAAAGAUGUUGUCGGUUCUCUUCCUGACUCCUACAGUCCUCAGUAUGUGGAGGCUGCCUGGUACACAUGGUGGGAGAAGCAGGGCUUCUUCAAACCUGAGUAUGGGAGGAAAAGUGUUGGUGAGAAGAACCCUCGCGGCAUCUUCAUGAUGUGCAUCCCUCCUCCUAACGUGACAGGAUCCCUUCAUUUGGGUCACGCCCUCACCAACGCCAUUCAGGACUGUUUGACCCGAUGGCACAGGAUGCGAGGAGAGACCACCCUGUGGAACCCGGGCUGUGACCAUGCUGGCAUCGCCACGCAGGUGGUUGUGGAGAAGAAGCUGAUGAGAGAACGAGGUUUGAGCCGCCACGAUCUGGGGAGAGAGAACUUCAUUCAGGAGGUCUGGAAAUGGAAGAAUGAAAAGGGGGACCGCAUUUACCAUCAGCUGAAAAAACUGGGCUCCUCUCUGGACUGGGACAGAGCGUGCUUCACUAUGGAUCCGAAACUGUCCUAUGCAGUGCAGGAGGCCUUCAUCCGCAUGCACGAAGAUGGAGUGAUUUACCGGAGCAAAAGGCUGGUGAACUGGUCCUGCACUCUGAACUCUGCCAUCUCUGACAUAGAGGUGGAUAAAAAGGAGCUUUCUGGCAGGACUCUGCUGCCUGUGCCCGGUUACAAAGAUAAAGUGGAGUUUGGGGUCUUGGUGUCUUUUGCCUACAAAGUGGAGGGAUCAGAUGAGGAGGUGAUUGUGGCGACAACCCGUAUCGAGACCAUGUUGGGAGACACGGCCGUGGCCGUCCACCCUGCCGACCCCAGAUACCAGCAUCUGAAGGGGAAAAUGGUGCUGCAUCCCUUCUGCGAUCGGAAGAUGCCAAUAGUCUUGGAUGACUUUGUGGACAUGAGCUUUGGAACAGGUGCCGUCAAAAUCACCCCAGCACAUGACCAUAACGAUUAUGAGGUUGGAGAGAGGCACAGCCUGGCCUUCAUCAACAUCUUGGAUGAGAACGGCCUGCUCAUCAAUGUGCCCCCUCCCUUCCUGGGCAUGAAACGUUUUGAGGCCAGAAAAGCGGUGCUGCAGGCUCUCAAGGACAGAGGCCACUUUAAAGAGAUCAAAGACAACCCCAUGGUCGUCCCAGUUUGCAGUCGCUCUAAAGACAUCGUGGAGCCUCUGCUGAAGCCGCAGUGGUACGUGAGCUGCAGAGACAUGGGCAGGGAGGCUGCGGACGCCGUCAGAGAGGGAAGGCUCAAAAUCAUCCCUGAUCACCACCUCAAGACCUGGUUCAACUGGAUGGACAACAUCAGAGACUGGUGCAUCUCCCGACAGCUGUGGUGGGGUCACCGCAUUCCCGCCUAUUUCGUCACCGUCAGCGAUCCUUCUGUGAAAGCUGGAGAGGACAUGGACGGCCAUUACUGGGUAAGCGGACGGUCCGAGGUGGAGGCCAGGGAAAAAGCGGCAAAACGCUUCAACGUGUCUGCGGACAAAAUAACUCUCAGACAGGACGAGGAUGUUCUGGACACUUGGUUCUCGUCUGGCAUUUUUCCUUUCUCCAUCUUCGGUUGGCCUAAUGAGACUGAAGACCUGAAUGUUUUCUACCCCGGCACCCUGCUAGAAACGGGCCAUGACAUCUUGUUCUUCUGGGUUGCCCGCAUGGUGAUGAUGGGCCUCAAACUGACAGGCAAGCUGCCAUUUAAGGAGGUUUAUCUGCACGCGGUGGUGCGGGAUGCUCACGGAAGGAAGAUGAGCAAGUCUCUGGGCAACGUCAUUGACCCGCUUGAUGUCAUUACAGGGAUCUCCCUUGAGGGUCUCCAUGCUCAACUGACGGACAGCAACUUGGAUCCUGUGGAGGUGGAAAAGGCAAAGCAGGGACAGAAGUCAGACUACCCAAAUGGCAUCCCAGAGUGUGGGACAGAUGCUCUCCGCUUUGCCUUAUGCGCCUACACCAGUCAAGGAAGAGAUAUCAACCUUGAUGUAAAUCGUAUCUUGGGCUACCGUCACUUCUGCAAUAAACUAUGGAACGCUGUGAAGUUUGCCAUGAAGACACUAGGAGACACCUUUGUCCCGUUAGAGAAGGCACAGCUGUCGGGGGAGGAAAGUGUAUCCGACAGGUGGAUCUUAUCCAGGCUGAGUGCUGCUGUGGCGCUCUGUGACGCUGGCUUCAAGGCAUACGACUUCCCAGCCAUCACCACUGCCGUCUACAACUUCUGGCUCUACGAGCUCUGCGAUGUCUAUCUGGAAAGUGUUAAACCCGUGUUCAGUAAAGCAGAGGAAGAUGGGGACCGCCAGAGAGAAGCCAUGGUAUGCAGACAGACCCUGUACACCUGUCUAGAGGUGGGUCUCCGCCUUCUGUCUCCUUUGAUGCCCUUCGUCACUGAAGAACUGUACCAGAGGUUACCACGCCGACAGCCUCAGACUGACCCGCCCAGCAUCUGUGUGACGGCAUACCCAGACUCAAAAGAGUUCUGCUGGAACAGCGAGGAAGUUGACCUCAACAUGGAGUUCAUCAUGACUGUGGUCAGAACGAUCCGAUCGCUCAGAGCUGACUACAAUCUGACGAAGACUAAAGCUGACUGCUACCUUCAGUGCAUAGACUCUGCUACUGUGUCCCUGGUGCAGAAAUACAGUCUACAGAUCCAGACCUUGUCUUACUCUCAGGCCGUCAUCCCCCUGACAGCCAGCGAGCCCGUCCCACAAGGCUGCGCAGUGGCUAUCGCUUCUGACAGAUGCACCGUCAACCUUAUGCUCAAGGGUCUUAUUGAUGUGGAAAAGGAAGUGACAAAGCUGCUGACAAAGAAAGGCGACUUGGAGAAACAGCUGGAGAAACUGCAAGAGAAGAUGGCAAAGAGUGAUUACAAGGAGAAGGUUCCAGUGAAGGUGCAGGAGCAGGAUGCUGAGAAGCUACGACAGAGCCAGGCUGAACUUGAGAAAGUCAAAGAAGCCAUAGACAAUUUUAGGAAAAUGAUGUAAUUUCCACUCCUUAUUCCAAUGUAAAUCAGGAUGUAUUUUCCGGUUAAUGUUACUUUUUAAAUUCUCUGUGGAGGAAGUAAUUCAGUAAAUCACUUCAACAAUGA
Oryzias latipes (Japanese medaka) is the source of this 4068-nucleotide messenger RNA. It is a transcript of the gene vars1, whose product is annotated as valyl-tRNA synthetase 1. The record is from RefSeq and is a predicted model, not a curated record. NCBI's taxonomy places the organism in Eukaryota, Metazoa, Chordata, Actinopteri, Beloniformes, Adrianichthyidae. Gene Ontology annotation, cellular component: cytoplasm; cytosol. Gene Ontology annotation, biological process: valyl-tRNA aminoacylation. Gene Ontology annotation, molecular function: aminoacyl-tRNA deacylase activity; valine-tRNA ligase activity; ATP binding.